GCAAGGAGGUAUUGGAAAAAUUGAGUUGACAUAUUGGACAUCAGAUUAGGAUAAGAUUGUGGUGAGACAUAUGGGGAUUUGGGUGUGAUAUCGUUGAGAAGAUUGUGGGGAUUGGAUCAAUCAGUUCACCCUGAUCUGAGUAGUACUGUGUUUCUCAGUGUAUUCGCUAACAGAUUGUUGAUGUAGAAGUUGGUAGAGAUGAAAAAGGCCGGAAGAUCCCAGAAUAUCUGAUUCAUUUUAACGGUUGGAACAGAAGCUGGGAUAGAUGGGCAGCAGAAGAUCAUGUACUUCGUGACACGGAUGAAAAUCGCAGAUUACAGCGUAAAUUGGCCAAGAAAGCUGUGGCUCGCAUCUUGGUCAGAUAAAUGCAUCAAUCUUUUAUCUGAAAUCUGGCAAGAAAGACGUUCUUCAGAGGGUCAGCCUAAAGGAUUGAUGAACUGAAGUUUGAGAAACAAAUGAAUUGUCGUGUUUAUUCUCAAUACAAUAUGCUGCCAGGGCACAGCUAAUGCACAAAUGGAAUGGAGCCCCAAUAGGAACAGGUUUAAAAGGAAAAACAAAGGGAAAAAGAAACGUCGUUGUCGGCUACCUGGUGUUGACUCAGUGCUAAAAAGUCUUCCUGUGGAUGAAAAGGAAGAGAAAGAUGAAAACUCUUUAAGUGCUACUUCUAAUGAUGAGGUUGAUGAUGAUGACGAUGACGAAGACAAUGAUAUAGAUGGUACAGAUGAAGAAUCAUUAGAGUGUGAAGAUGACAGUGAACCAGAAGAGAUAAUAGAAAUGAAGGAUGAUCAAGAGACUUGCUCUAAAAAGGAAAUGGAAGAGAAAAGCAUAAACAUAGAAAUUCCAGAAAUUCUGAAGAAAAAACUUGAGGAUGACUGCUAUUACAUCAACAAAAGAAAAAAGUUGGUGAAGCUUCCAUGCCAGACAACCAUCAUUAAUAUUUUGGAAUCCUAUGUGAAGCAUUUUGCAAUUAAUGCAGCCUUUUCAGCCAAUGAAAGAUCUCGACAUCAUCAAAGUAACUCGCAGAUUCCAAUGAAUCCUCAUUACAUUCCACCUGAGAAAAAUGUUGAGCUUUGUAAGGAAAUGGUGGAUGGCUUAAGAAUUACGUUUGAUUUUACACUACCCAUGAUUUUGCUCUACCAGUAUGAACAUGCUCAGUUCAAGAAGGUUACUUCAUCUAAAUUCUUUGUUCCAAUCAAGGAAACAUUGUCACAUGUGAGACCUCAAAAGGAACAUUCACCAAGUCCUCCUCCUCUCCUGAACCCAUCAACACCCCAAUCCACAGACAGUCAGCCAUUGUCAGGAGAUCCUGCAACACCAAAGCGACGAAAGAUUGAUCCUGAAUCUGUUCAAUCAUUGAGGCGAUCUACACGGCACGCAUCAGGCUGUGACAGACUGUCUGAAAGCAGUGCUUCCCCCCAGUCAAAGCGCCGGUUUUAUGAAUCUGCUGCUCAAAUGCCCAGAUUACUUCUACACUUGGAGAAAAAGACACCUGUCCAUAGUGGCUCCUCCUCUCCCGUCACCCUCACUCCUAGUAAAGAAGGGGCUGCGGUGUUUGAUCGCAGAAGGAGCAAUGAAUUGAAUGAGGUUUUGUCUUGGAAAAUGAUGCCAGAUAAUUAUCCACUGAUUGAACAGCCUCCUGCACCCUCGUAUAUCUAUGGAGCUCAGCAUCUCUUGCGAUUGUUUGUGAAGCUACCAGAGCUGUUGGGAAAGAUGCAAAUUACUGACCGGAAUCUGAAGGUCUUGGUAAAGCACCUUGAACUGUUCCUUAGGUUUUUGGCUGAAUACCAAGAGGACUUCUUUCCAGAAUCCGCUUAUGUAGCUGCAUCUGAAGCUUACUAUUGUACCAAACGUCCUCAGGCUAUCUACUGAAGCAUUAGCAGAGCUGUGAACUCGUUGCUGCUUCUACCCCAGUGGUUAUUGGUCAGAGAACUGUAAAUGAUCUUAAGCAGUUGAGAACAAAAGAGCACUUAUAUCCUCUUAAGUAGUGCUGCCUGCUGGAAAGCUGUUGACAUUACAUUGUGGAGAUGGACCACUUUCUGUUUGAACUCUGUUUUGAAACACCCUGCAACCCUGCUUGAUGCUGUGUGCACACGUUCUGUUCUUCUGUGGUUGUGUCAUGUAUGCAAGCAUUGACUAUAUGCAACCAAAAGCCUCUUCUGCAAGUAAAAUAAAUGCCUCCUGAAAGGCAGACUGCGUUUAUUGAACAAGACUUAAUUCUGUACAAAAUGUUUUUGGAUGUCCAUCUUAAAGUAAUGGGAAACCAUAUUUUAGAGAUGUUCUGAAUAGUUGUGAGUUAAAGAAAAAGGCAUUGUAUAAUUUUCAUUAGUGCUUGCUUACCCAUUAGAAAAUAAAUUCUUGCUGUAUUGUAAUAUUUUGUUUUAAUGUUGAUGGUUUAUGUUCCUGUUCAAAGUCCAAUGAUACAGUUUUUGUGAAUGUUAUUUUAUGCAAUGAAGCAGUAUUGGUAAUCUUUUAGGACUAAACUCUUGACGCUGUUGUGUUGCAUAGAAGUUUUGCUUUACUCUUUGGAGCCACACUUUUUUGGCAGGAGAGUGAACAGAGUCUGGAUUGCUUUUAUGUGGCUGCAUGAUCACUGAAGGUAUUUUGCAUUAGCAGAGGGAAGAGAGUUUUUCUUCUUGAGACGAAACCUGCUGGUGAUACAGACCCCCAUCUACCAUCUCAUCCAACAGUGUGGCACUUCACCUUUGUGGACUGUCAUUUCAGACCCUGGGAAGUACCGAGGAUCAGAGGGACCUUGGUGUGCAUGUCCACUGGUCCCUUAAGGUAGCAGGACAGUCAGAUAAGGUGGUUAAGAAGGCAUAAAGGAUACUUGCCUUUAUUAGCCGAGGAAUAGAAUAUAAGAGCAGGGAGGUUACGCUGGAACUGUAUAGAAAGCUGGUUAGGCCACUGCUAGAGUAUUGCGUACAGCCCUGGAAUCCACAUUAUAGGAAGGAUGUGAUUGAUCAAGGAUGUGAAGGAUAGAGAGAGUGCAGAGGAGAUUUACCAGGAUGUUGCCUAGGCUGGAGAGUUUUACUUAUGAGGAGAGAUUGGAUAAACUGGGGUUACUUUCUCUGGAGCAAAGGAGAUUGAGGGGGUACAUGGUUGAGGUGUAUAAAAUUAUGAGGGACAUAGGUAGGGUAGACAGGAAGGAACUUUUCCCCUUGGUGGAGGGAUCAAUAACCAGGGGGCAUAGAUUUAAGGUAAGGGGCAAGAGGUUUAGAGGGGAUGUGAGGAAGAAUUCUUUCACCCAGUGGGUGGUGGGAGUCUGGAACUCACUGCCUGAAAGGGUGGUAGAGGCAGAAACCCUCAUAACAUUUAAGAAGUAUUUGGAUGUGCGAUGCCAUGCCAUACAAGGCUAGGGGCCUAGUGCUGGAAAAUGGGAUUAGAAUAUUUAGGUACUUGUUUGACUGGCGCAGACUCAAUGGGCUGAAGGGCCUUUUUCUGUGCUGUAGACCUCCAUGACUCUAGGCAAACAAAAUUAUAUUAAUCCAGGCAAAGGUCUUUUAGUUUGAAUUUUGGGCUUAUUGAUGAUUACAAAUAUACUAGAACAUAGAAAAUGUAUUUGAAUUGUAAUAAAUGGGUCUGGCAUCCUUGAUGCCAAAAGCCAUUAUAUCAGGGGAAAAAUUCUAUUGGCGGCUUAUUUAACAUGGUCGUACUGGAGGAGUUAAAUUUGGAUAAAGCACAAUGCACUGUCACAUGAAUGGAGGUGAAUUAGGAGUCCAUGUACCAAGAGUACAGAAUUUUUAAUUUGCCAGGUCAGAGGUAGAAGCCACUGAUUAACGCCCUACUAGCUGUCCUUCCUCUCAUCCAUCUUCAUUUGAGCUUCAAUCCUAUAGCUCCUGCCCCACUCUCCCUGCAGUUGAAAAUUGGGGAUAAAAGGUUUUUUUAAAAGAAAACUAAUACAUAAUCAGUAAAAUAUUAGGAAUCAAAAGAGCUUUGCCUGGUCAUAAGAGCAACUUACAUUUAUUUAGAGCCAUUAAUGUAAUGAAAAUGCUCCAAGGAAGCAUUUUCAGGUUGAAUUUGAUACCGAGACAAAGAAAUAUUAGCACAGAUGACCAAAAGCUUGGACAAAGGGGUAAGUUAUAAGGAGCAACUUAAAUGAGGCAUAGAUACAGAGGUUUAGGGAGGGAAGUCCAGAACUUGGAGCAUUUAUUUGAGGCCCUAUGUUGUUAUUUGUGCCAUUUAGCACAAUGCUAUAACCAUUCUAAGGUGAUGGGCUAAGUGGCGUGAGUUGCAUUUGACAUUUUAAUUUCCUAUAACAUUAUUUUACCUAUACAAACAUGUCUGUCAGAUAUUAAUUAAUUAAACUCUGGCCUCACACCCUAAAUAUAAUAGGCUCUCAAAUCAUGGAAAACAUAUACUGCAAAACAUGCAAGUGAGAUGCUGUUUUUAAGUCUGAUGUUCUCUGGUUAUGCGCAUUUCCCUUUUCACCGCUCUUCCGUUUGCAUCAAUAAUGUCUUCAUGCAUAAUGUUGUAAUUUAAGAAUGAGCCCAGAAGUUAUUCUGUUCAUGGUGACUCUUUUCCCCACCUGCCAUUAGUUGGAUUUAAUUUUUUAUGCGAAGGUUGACCUUUGAAAAGAAUGAGGAAAAUGAUAUUUCUGGAAAGCAAUUACCAUUUUACGCUGUAUAAUUCAAAUGCAAAUGUUUCAUUUUUUUAAACAGUUAAUAAUUAUUUUAUAACU
Messenger RNA from Carcharodon carcharias (great white shark), 4678 nucleotides. Its product is annotated as male-specific lethal 3 homolog. The record is from RefSeq and is a predicted model, not a curated record. Gene Ontology annotation, biological process: regulation of DNA-templated transcription; chromatin organization. Gene Ontology annotation, cellular component: NuA4 histone acetyltransferase complex; MSL complex; nucleus. Bases 514 to 1869 code for a protein of 451 amino acids. NCBI's taxonomy places the organism in Eukaryota, Metazoa, Chordata, Chondrichthyes, Lamniformes, Lamnidae. The transcript is spliced from 14 exons.